AUGGCUCCAAUUAAAAUCGAUAGAGUCUUGCUUAACGAAGCAUCUCCAAGUGAAGUUAUCAAAAAAGAAUUCAUUUCUGUUAAAGAAGAACUAAACAAAACUGCGAGUAGAGAAUCAAAUGAUGAUAAUAGCUACAGCACAAUACAAAAUUAUAAAUGUACAGAAUGUGACAUAGAAUUUAAGUUAAAAGUCGAAUUUUAUAAACAUCAAAAAAUAGGUCAUUCAAGAAUAGUGAAAUGUAUGUAUUGUGAUAAAACUUUUGAGUUUAUUAAAAAUGUAAGAAAUCAUUCACCAGAAGUAAUUCGUUGUAAAAUAUGUAAACAAGUUUGUGGAUGUAAAACAACUUUAAAAAAACAUGUACUUGAACAUUCGGUGUGUAUGAUUUGUGGCAAAGGAUUUAAAACUGUACGAGCGUGUAAUCGUCAUUUAAGUACUCAUGGAGAUAAACGUCAUUUAUGUACGCUUUGUGGAAAAGUAUUUUCAGAUAAAACUAAUUAUAUUGUUCAUGUCCGAACUCAUACAGGAGAAAAACCAUAUCAUUGUACUCAAUGUGAUGCAAGAUUCAGUAGCAGUGCAAGCUUACUGAAACAUUAUACAAAGCAUUCAGACGAAAGAAAAUUUGAAUGUGAUGUUUGUAAAAAUAAAUUUAAAAGCAAAGCUCAUUUACGAAAUCAUAAACGAACUCAACAUGUAGAUGGGAAAAAUUAUACUUGUGAUAUUUGUAACAAACAAUUUAAGAGAAAAGAUACUUUACGUGACCAUGAAAAAAUUCAUACUGGUGAACGAAAUUGUAUUUGCACGUUCUGUAAUAAAGCAUUUAUGAAAUCAAAUAAUUUAAAAAGACAUUUACGAACUCAUACUGGAGAAAAACCUUUUAGUUGUAGUAGAUGUGAGAAGAGUUUUAGCCAAAAACAUGUACUUACCACUCAUAUGAAAACACAUUCAUUUGAAUUGCCUGAUUAAUUUGUAUUUCUGUAAGGCAAAUGAAAAUGUAAUAUUCUAGGAUAUGGCACGUAAAAAAAUCCGUGAACCCUAAUUUUCGGCCACGUAGUAAAUAAAGUCGUGAGUCGAUAUGGAGCAUUUUCUCUCAUAAGACAUAUAUAUGGCAGAACAGUCGAUAUGGAGGGUGUAGAAAUCUGGAGAUUGUGGUAAACCAGAAAAAAAAAGUAGACCCUAAACACGGCAGACUGGCAGUAUGAUGGUAAUUUGAAAUCAAGCGUGGAAGAAGGCCCGAAAACUGCUGUAAAACAAAUUAUACUGCCAGUCUGCGGUGUCUGCCACUAUUUUGCCAUAAAAGUACUUGUUAUAAAAAGAAAAUCAUACUUGAGUUUAUCCGAUUAUAAUCCACUUUUUUACCGACUCAACCCCAAGCUUCAACCCUACCCCCUCCAAAACCGCCAAGUUUUGGGUCCCAUUAUUUUUUCCGAUUUAUAAAAAAUGGAUGCUUUGACUUAACCGUUGCUUCCAGACGGUUAUGGUUCUUUUUUUUCUCCAGAUUUAUACACCCCCCUCUAUCUCGAAAAUGGCUGUUGUACCAUAUAUAUGUCUUAUGAGAGUAAAUGCUCCACAAUGACUCAGGUGUUUAUUUACUACGCGGUAGAAAGUUAGGGUUCAUAGAUUUUUUACGUGCCAUAUACUAGAAUAUAAUUUGUUCUACUUUGGGUAUAAAUAUUAAAUAUUGUUUAAAACAUUGUUA
Chrysoperla carnea is the source of this 1696-nucleotide messenger RNA. RefSeq names its product gastrula zinc finger protein XlCGF62.1-like. The transcript is spliced from 5 exons. The record is from RefSeq and is a predicted model, not a curated record. Gene Ontology annotation, molecular function: RNA polymerase II cis-regulatory region sequence-specific DNA binding; DNA-binding transcription factor activity. Lineage: Eukaryota; Metazoa; Arthropoda; Insecta; Neuroptera; Chrysopidae. Bases 1 to 963 code for a protein of 320 amino acids. Gene Ontology annotation, biological process: regulation of transcription by RNA polymerase II.